Molecule: messenger RNA, 4574 nt
Organism: Syngnathus acus (greater pipefish)
Lineage: Eukaryota; Metazoa; Chordata; Actinopteri; Syngnathiformes; Syngnathidae
Gene: fli1
Product: Fli-1 proto-oncogene, ETS transcription factor
Exons: 10
Coding region: 228-1604 (458 amino acids)
Biological process (GO): regulation of transcription by RNA polymerase II; cell differentiation
Cellular component (GO): nucleus
Molecular function (GO): DNA-binding transcription factor activity, RNA polymerase II-specific; sequence-specific DNA binding
Source: RefSeq, a predicted model, not a curated record
UUCCAUUCAUACAACUGCUGCGCGACUCUGAACAAAAUAACUCGCAAAGAAAAAACAAACGGACAGCUUCUCGUGGACAGGAACUAAUUAUUUAAAAGUGUGUAAACGAGGUGGAGCAGCGGGAGGAGGAGGAGGAGUGACACCUCCUGCACCGGCGCGCAUUAAACGCAUCGAGAACAGGACUCGCUGUUGGACACGUUGCUGCACCCCUGGUCAGGUAUACAGUCAUGUUCCAAACUGUCCCUGACACGUCGUCUUACGUCAAGGAGGCGCUAUCAGUGGUGAGUGAAGACCAGUCUUUAUUUGAGCCUCCGUACGCUGCUGCUGCCCCUCUCCCCAAGACAGACAUGACUGCAUCUGGCGCGCAGGACUACGGCCAGACUCACAAAAUCAACCCAUUACCCCCACAGCAGGAGUGGAUCAACCAACCAGUGCGGGUCAACGUCAAGCGAGAAUAUGAGCAUAUGAACGGAUCACGCAGGGAGUCUCCAGUGGACUGCAGCGUGGGUAAAUGUAAUAAGCUGGUGGGGAGUAACGAGACGUCCCAGAUGAACUAUGGAAACUACAUGGAUGAGAAAAAUGCCCCGCCCCCUAACAUGACCACCAAUGAACGGAGAGUCAUUGUACCAGCUGAUCCUUCAUUGUGGUCGCAGGACCACGUGCGCCAGUGGCUAGAGUGGGCCAUCAAGGAGUACGGCCUGUUGGAGAUUGACACAUCCAUGUUUCAAAACACGGACGGCAAAGAAUUGUGCAAGAUGAGCAAGGAUGACUUCCUCCGUCUUACCUCUAUGUACAACGCUGAAGUUCUUCUCUCUCAUCUCAAUUACCUCAGGGAAAGUAGCUCGUCAUUAUCCUACACCACCGCAUCACACACAGACCCGUCCCCACGUCUGGCUGCCAAAGAGGACCCUUCAUAUGAUGCUGUACGACGGACGGGAUGGUCAAACAACAUGCACAGUGCCAAAGGCUCUCCAGUGGUAACUCAGAAUGUGACCAAGACUGCUGAGCAGCCCAGAGCUCAACCAGAUCCUUACCAAAUACUUGGUCCCACCAGUAGUCGCUUAGCCAAUCCUGGUUCAGGUCAGAUCCAACUUUGGCAGUUCCUCUUGGAGCUCUUGUCGGACAGCGCCAACGCCGGCUGCAUCACCUGGGAGGGCACCAACGGCGAGUUCAAGAUGACGGACCCGGACGAGGUGGCGCGACGCUGGGGCGAGCGCAAGAGCAAACCCAAUAUGAACUACGACAAACUGAGCCGGGCGCUACGCUACUACUACGAUAAAAACAUCAUGACCAAAGUGCACGGCAAGCGCUACGCUUAUAAGUUUGACUUCCACGGCAUCGCCCAGGCGCUGCAGCCACAUCCCACCGAGUCGUCCAUGUACAAGUACCCCUCGGACCUAGCCUACGUCCCUUCUUACCACAGCCACCAGCAGAAGGUCAACUUCGUAUCCCCUCACCCUCCGUCCAUGCCGGUUACCUCCUCCAACUUCUUCGGACCAACUGCUCCAUACUGGAGCUCGCCCACCGCCGGCAUCUACCCCAACCCUAACGUCCCCCGCCACCCGAAUACGCACGUGCCUUCCCAUCUGGGCAGUUACUAUUAAACACCUCUAUCUAACCACCCACUAGCCAUACCCGCCAUUGCUGACCUGUACUCCCAAUGACGCUAUACCCAAAGAAGGCAAUGAAGAGGAAAUCGAAAAAGAUGAUUUUAUAUUUGUUAAGAUUUUUGAAACAACUGGAUGCUAUGGUCCAAAAUGGAAUACUACUUAUCUUAAGAAGACUUGAUCUUUUGGACAUGUGCCUUGAUCUUCCGCAUCCUCCUAAAAGCUGCACCGAGUUCUUCUCCAAAACGUUUGCCAAGCCAAAGCCUGAGAACAGAAGAGCAAUCAUGUCUGCCUCCUCAGCCCAGACAUGGCCCUUUAUUUACGGGUCUCAAUCUCCAUCCUCCCGAGUACAUUACCGCCAUUACGCUUGAAAGCAUCUGCUCUUUCCACCAUCUACAACCUUGUCGGGGUUUGUUAUUCCCACCACAUCGAAGCCUUCAUCUUUUUUCCCAGCGCCUCUGCUCGUCCACCUGCAUCAUUUUAUGUGUGUGUAGAGAGUCUACUGGAAUUUGCUGGAAAAGAUGGAGCCCCCCCACACACACCACCACCACCAAACUCAACACACACACAAUAUGGACCUUUCUCUCCUACGAAUGAAAGUUGGCAACUGGAAUAUGCCAUUCACAAUUUAAUUUAUCCUCCAAACUGGAAGGCAAGAGAGGAGUCCAAUAGCGAGGAAGCAAGCGCUGUAUGUCUGCUGAACUGUCAGUUGUACUUUAAAUGCUUUCUGCAUUGCGUGCGGAGUUGAUGACAGGCCAUGUGUACAGCUCUCUUGUGCUGAGGAAGCUGAGUCAACGCGUAAUUGAAACAAUUUUGCAACAAGUCAACCCAGUCCGACACACUCGGCUAUUAAAAGUUUACUGCGUUGUCGCCUCGAAGCCAUGUUUUGUCUCUCCACCGUGUCAGUAUUAAUGUGAAUGUUGUUCAGUUUGUGUCUUAAAAGAGGAUUUCAAAUCAAAGAUUGUCAGGUGGUUUCAUUUUGUAAACAAGGAAACAAACAAGUAAUGACCAAGGCCAUUAAUUUGAAUAGUUUUUGUCAUUCUAAAAUAUGUAAAGGUUUCAUCGUGGUGAUAAAGUCCAACAAGACAGUAAAUCUAGAAUAAUGCAUUCCAGUAAAAUGAGCACAUCCAGUUUACUGUGAUGACAUGAAUUGAACUCCAAAAGUGUUUGCAUCAUUCUUUAACUGCUGUCCUGCCUAGUUUUCAUUCGACUCAAAACAUUCCCUGAUGAAAAAUCUGACAAUUUUUGAUUUGUUUAAUGACUGCCACUGCGUCUCUUCUCUUUUUUGGGCAAGUCAGGAUCCUGUAGGUCACACUGCGAAAUGGCUUUCUCAAUUUUUUGUGUUAGUCAACAGUGUCAAGUUGCAUAUUACCAGGGCUGGAUCCUAGUUUGAGAGCAGCAUGUAUGCUUGAAUGUUAGUUUCUCACUGAUCUAAAGGCCAGAUAAACAUGCACAUGGACUUCCUCCUCAUGUAAUUGCAUCAUAUCAUCACAUGUUCAUCUUCAGGUGCAUAGGCGCUAAAGAGCAAAUGCACUCCAUGACCAGUAAGUGAAGCAGACACUUGAAAGUAAAUGACGUUGGACUAAGGUUAUCGGAGAACAAAACCAAUUUAAAAUAUGACGAGUUGAAACAAGGAAUUCCUCAGAUUCGCAAACGCUGUGCGUUUGUCAGACCUAUUUUUUAUUAUUUUAUAUGCAUCAGUCAACUAGGCAUUAAAGCAACUUACUGUAUAAAUUAUGCAGAGUUAUUUUCAUAUGUGACACAGUAUUAAAAAGAGACAAGAGAAUUAAUACGAGUUGACCUCGGUCAAAAAAAAAAACACAAAUCUUUGAAGUCCAUUUCUGCUCAGUAGUUUUUUCAGCAUUUUAAGCGUUUUUAUAUUUGUACAUUUGGGCAAUACAUUUUUAGCUUUUUUAUUAUUAUUUCUUAUUGUAAUUAUUUUGUAUGAGAUUGUGUAACAUCCCAAGUGCCUUUGUGUACACAAGCUAAGCCUUCUCCCAAACACAAGUGACUGCUUGAAUCCAAUAACAGGGACCAUUUAACGCUGUCUGCAACAUGUGAUUAGGACAGUUCUUUAAUCACCGCUGAAGUCGAAUAGUCCGAAAAAAUUGGUGGAUAUUAAGAUAUUGUAUGUAAAUGAAUGAAAAUGGCAUUAACAUCCAUCAGCUUCCACCUGAAAUAAAAAGGGAAAUUUCUAAUGCACCCUGAACAUGCCUCUAUACUACUUCAUGUACUACUAUAUGUGUGUGUGUGUGUGUGUGUGUGUGUGUGUGUGUGUGUGUGUGUGUGUGUGUGUGUGUGUGUAGGUGUGUGUGUAUAAUUGUACAAUUAAUCAAUUAUAAUUAUUGUUAUUAUUAUUAUUAUUAUAUUAUUGUUAUUAUUGUCAUUCCAGCAUGUAUGAAGUCGUACCUUUUCAAAAAUGUUGUAUAGGAAAAAGGGCUUAUGUAUAGGAAAAUGUGAGAAAUAAAUGUUUUUACCUCUCGUGAUACCUAUAAGUGCAUUUAGCCUGUUUCCAUGGCAACACAGCCACUUUUCAUUUUGAGAACAAUUGGCCUCAAGUUUGUGAAACUUUUUUCCAGAUGGACCAAGGUGACUAUUUUAUUAAUACUUGUUGUUUAUUUUUCAAAAACAUAAAACAGCCAUUAGGCUUUGUAGCCUUCGUCUUGCUCAAUGAUGAUCGAGUCUUAUCUGACAAGGCAUUUUAAAAGUACAUGCACAAACAGAUUAUGGAAAGACACUAGUGAAAUUCUACACAACAUAUACACAUUUAGCAACUCUUAUAUCAGUGGGUACGUCUAAUGCAUUCUUAGGCGAUGUUCUUGCAAUCAAACUUCACAACAAUGUUUUAAUACUGAGAUCAAGCGGACUGUAUUCGGCCCAUUAUGCUCUAGAUAUGUAUCUAUAUGUACAUAAGAAAGUUCCCAUGCUUUUCUUGAUGAAUAAAAACAUAAUACUAUGAUUGCAAAU